Molecule: messenger RNA, 1905 nt
Organism: Colossoma macropomum (tambaqui)
Lineage: Eukaryota; Metazoa; Chordata; Actinopteri; Characiformes; Serrasalmidae
Gene: trmt6
Product: tRNA methyltransferase 6
Exons: 11
Coding region: 190-1614 (474 amino acids)
Biological process (GO): tRNA methylation
Cellular component (GO): tRNA (m1A) methyltransferase complex; nucleus
Source: RefSeq, a predicted model, not a curated record
GCGGGGCGCUUUGGAUCGAUUAGUAAUCCUACGGUUAGGGAAGACGCUGGCGUACACGUGGGGAAACACGGACACCCGGUUUAUGUCGUUUCUCUCUGUCGGCUUUUUGGUGUUUGUCUCGUUCACUGAAAGCGGCUGAAGCUGAAACAUUCGCGCACAGAUAGGCCACCCAGUCUGUGAGCUGUAGAAAUGGCGGACCCGGCGGUGGACAGCGAUGAGGAGAGCAGGAUAAGUGAAGGGGACUAUGUAGUUCUGAAGAGAGCAGACGUCUACAAAUCCGUGCAGAUUGAGAAAAGAAAGAAAGUAAUUUUUGAGAAGCAGUGGCUGUUCAUGGACAACGCCAUUGGGGAGCUGUAUGGCUCCACAUUUGAAGUGGACGGUGGUGGGAAGCUGACUUUGCGAAAACCAAACAACACAGAAGACCCCACAGACACUAAAGGAGCAGGCUUGGAUAACAGACACAUUGUAGAUGAUGGCAAAUCACAGAAACUGACCCGAGAUGACAUUGAAUCACUGAAAGAGCAAGGAUUGAAAGGCCAGGAAAUUAUCCAGCAGCUUAUAGACAACAGUACAACAUUCAGGGAUAAAACUGAAUUUGCUCAGGAGAAAUACAUCAAGAAGAAAAAGAAGAAGUAUGAAAGCAAAAUAACAGUACUGAAGCCUACCUCCCGUAUUCUUGCCAUGAUGUACCAUGGCAGAGAACCCGGAAAAGUAUGUCACUUGCGAUACGACACCUUAGCUCAGAUGCUCACCAUGGGAAACAUCCAUGCAGGCAGUAAGAUCAUUGUGUUUGAGACCUGUGCUGGUCUCGUUCUCGGCUCUGUUAUGGAGAGAAUGGGAGGCCAUGGCUCCGUGAUCCAGUUGUAUCCAGGUGGAGGUCCAGUCAGAGCUGGCAUGGAGAGCUUUGGCUUCCCUUCACACUUUCACAACACACUACAUGAGUUUCCUUUGUGUAAAGUGAAUGCACUGCUGUCAGGAACACUGAACGUCGAUGAGAAAGACAUGGACUCUCAGAGCAACGGCAGAUCGGAUGAGCAGUGUAGCUCCUCUCAGGUAUCCACGGGCGAGGGUGAUGAGAGCAGCUCAGAGCCACAGAAGAUGGAGGUGAGCGCAGACCCAGCCGAGGCCAAAAAGAAAGAGGACAGGGAGAAGUCGCGGGAGCAAAAGAGAGUGAGGAUGGAAGAGAAGAGAAAGAGGCUUGCUGCGGCUGCUGCCCUGCUCGAGGGCCGAAAUGCAGAUGGGUUAGUGAUUGCCAGCCGCUUCCACCCCUGUCCUGUGCUGCUGGGCUUGUUGAAGUUUGUGGCACCAUCUAGACCAUUUGUAGUUUAUUGCCAAUACAGAGAGCCAUUAAUUGAAUGCUAUACAAAGCUCAGGGAGCAAGGUGGAGCAGUCAGUCUAAGACUGACAGAUUCCUGGCUCAGGCAUUACCAGGUGUUACCCAAUAGAACCCAUCCAGUGCUGCUGAUGAGUGGGGGAGGAGGUUAUCUACUCUCUGGAAUCACGGUCAGUGCUGAUGCUGCUGCCACAUCAGGAGCUCAGCAAAAAUCAGGCGAGCCAGCUGCAAAGAGGAUCAAACUAGAUGAGAUUAAGAGCACGAGUGACAGUUCUGCCUAGGCCUUCUGUUCGGUCUAACUUAUUUUAGUAUGAAUAAACCAAAUUAGCCUCUCUCCUUGGAGAAAUCCUAUAUAACUAAGUUGCUUUGCUUUACUGUACAAAGUCUGUUAUUUUAACCUUGUUUCCCCAGAGCCAGUCUUUCACCAAGCAGCACAGGGCUUUUCACAUCAUGCUUUUUUAUUUUGUAUAAGCACAAAGUGCCAAUUAGGAAGCAACUUCCACUUUGUCAUCUAAUGAGUAUCUGAUGAAUUGCAUUAGUGUGAUCAUGGUCAAUAAAAUGCUAUUCGAAUG